Danio rerio (zebrafish) is the source of this 869-nucleotide messenger RNA. The record is from RefSeq and is a predicted model, not a curated record. NCBI's taxonomy places the organism in Eukaryota, Metazoa, Chordata, Actinopteri, Cypriniformes, Danionidae.
CUUGUCUGUGAAGAGGUGAAUGUGGACAGAUUUUAUCCUGUCUUAUAUCCAAAGGCUUCAAGACUCAUCGUGACCUUCGAUGAGCACGUCAUCAGCAACAACUUCAAGUUUGGAGUUAUUUACCAAAAGUUUGCCCAGACAUCAGAAGAGGAGCUGUUCGGAAACAACGAGGAAAGUCCAGCUUUUGUUGAGUUUCUGGAGUUCCUGGGAGAGAAGAUUGAUCUUCAUGAUUUUAAAGGUUUUCGUGGUGGCCUGGAUGUGACACAUGGCCAGACAGGAACCGAGUCGGUGUAUGUUAACUUUCACAAUAAAGAGAUCAUGUUCCACGUGUCCACCAAACUGCCCUACACUGAAGGAGAUUCACAGCAGCUCCAGAGGAAGAGGCAUAUAGGAAAUGACAUUGUGGCCAUUGUGUUUCAAGAAGAAAACACACCGUUUGUACCUGAUAUGAUUGCAUCCAACUUUCUUCAUGCUUAUGUGGUGGUGCAGGUGGAGAACGCCUGCACUGAGAACGUCCUCUAUAAGGUGUCUGUAACAGCAAGAGACGAUGUGCCUUUUUUUGGUCCAGCUCUGCCAGAUCCAGCUGUCUUUAAAAAGAGUUCAGAAUUUCAUGAAUUCCUCUUGACCAAACUGAUCAAUGCUGAAUAUUCCUGUUAUAAAGCAGAGAAGUUUGCCAAGCUUGAGGAAAGAACGCGUUCGGCUCUGCUGGAGACUUUAUAUGAGGAGCUGCAUAUGAACAGCCAGUCCAUGAUGGGUUUAGGUGGAGACGACGACAAGCUGGAGAAUGGAGGAGGAGGAGGAGGAUUCUUCGAGUCUUUCAAGGUAGAGUACACUUAUAAUGAGAUGGCAUUUGCUAACGUGAAUUAAAA